Penicillium oxalicum is the source of this 546-nucleotide messenger RNA. RefSeq lists its product as uncharacterized. Bases 1 to 546 code for a protein of 181 amino acids. The record is from RefSeq and is a predicted model, not a curated record. The transcript has 4 exons. Lineage: Eukaryota; Fungi; Ascomycota; Eurotiomycetes; Eurotiales; Aspergillaceae.
AUGACGCGCAGUGAUGGGAUGCCCCCACCAUCGGAUGCAGAUUCUCUAGCCGACGACUCUACUCACCUAUUCCCCUCAUCUCAUAUCGAGAUCAAGUCUGGUGUUUCAUCGAGGGUGUCCGCAUCGAAUCUCUUCCGAUCGGUGCUGCUGCUUCGUGAACGGCGAACAUCUCAGCCACCGACCAUCAUGGUCCGACAUCGUUGGAUCGCGGUAUUUGGGAGGGAGUCGCCGCUACUGGGCUUCCAGAAACGGUGCAAGGCUGAGCGCAUGGAGCCACACACGCGACCCAUGAUUGGAGAGAAUUUCCAGUCCUUUGGCGCGGUUGGAAAUCCGACGGAACCUGCCCAACGCGAGCCUCGGAAUUUAAGCAUCCAACCUUACCCCCCCGUCAGCAGCAGCCUGACAUACAUGAUGUAUGAAGCCCUCUUCCUAUCUGGCUCGAUCAUCCCCGAGCCGGACUCCUUUCCGUGGUUUCGCGUAACGGGCGACUCCACGGACCAUCCCGUCUUUACCAGUGGUUCCGACCUCCGCGGACCCAUCUUGUAA